GGGGGAUGUAAUAAGUUUGCACAUAGAGUAGAUGCUGUUUUAAAAUACAAGCACGCAUGAAGCUUAGUACCAUAAAGACAUUUCCUCAACAUAGCAACCGAAACAUAUGGCAUGGAUGAAAUACAUUAGGCCUAGCUGUAUGGCUGUUGUUUUCCUCACCCUAAUUCUCACUGCGCAAGCGCAAGUUAACGUCAACGUGUUCACCGAUCCGAUACUGAGGGACGAUUACGGGGACAUCGCGUACGAGAACGGAACGAUACUGUUUGUCGCGGUACGGGACAACCACACGUACAAGGCCAAAGACGCGUCCAAUAUUCAGGACGAGGGGGCGAUAGGACCUUUUUAUGAAUUAGCCGCCAGCGUUGUGGAUACUUCAUUGGGGGACGACUUCACUAGCGAUCUCGUGACGGCAAUACGAGCGAAACCGAACUUUUUGCUAGUGUUAAUACAUUCAAGCUUGUCAUUCGGCUAUGUUUUGGCAAUACUUGUCGGGUGGUUGUUCCUCAUCAUCUUUCCGUGUUGCUGUUGCUCGGCUUGCUGUUGCGGAUCUAGGAAUAGAAAUCGAGUCAGGCCUAAGCGAAAAGUCAUCUUGGUGUACAAGUACAUUUACCUUGCUUUCGUCACGGUUCUAAUCGUCUUUCUUUGCGUUGGUAUUUUGUUGAUGAACUCGACAAGUGACAAAUUGUCUCAAUCUCUGAGCGUGCACGCUGACGACGUGGACAAAAUAGAUGACAUCCACAGCUACACAGAAUCGACAUUAAAGCAAGUGAAAGCCUUGACUACGUAUAAAUAUGACUUCACGGUCAAGGUCGUCGUUCGCGAUCUAAACAAUGCUGCAGCUAUUAAAGCAACUUUAAACGAACUGCAAACCGGAAAAGUUGAGCUGGAUACGGCUUAUAAAAGUUACAAUACUGCACUAGAAGCCCUGCAGGGGAGGAUAACCGCCCAAGCCCCGCAGUCAGGCAUAGAUUUAAAAAUCAACUUUAAUUUAGAAAUG
Physella acuta is the source of this 997-nucleotide messenger RNA. RefSeq lists its product as uncharacterized. NCBI's taxonomy places the organism in Eukaryota, Metazoa, Mollusca, Gastropoda, Physidae. Gene Ontology annotation, cellular component: membrane. The record is from RefSeq and is a predicted model, not a curated record.